AUGAGAUUGUUUCGAAUCCUCAUGUAUUGUAACGUUGUAUUUCCCGCUCUAUUAUGCAACGAAAUUUGUAUCCUGUUUGUACCGUACGUUCUCCUACCAUAUCCUGUUAUUUUGGACCUGGGUCCACUGAGAUUUGGUCGUGAGAUGACUUUGUUUUAUGGCGCCGUGCUUUGUUGGCUUGCCGCGUUGAGCGUUCUCUGCAUUGCCUACUCGGUAUCGCUUAACUAUAUAACUGUGUGUCAUUUUUGGCUGCUGAGAUCCAACGCUUUCUUCAUCUUGAAGUGUAUCGCUAUACUUAUCCCAGCUGCAGUCAUAAUACCCUUAAGUGUUUUACUACCGUAUUUGAUACUGAAUGAUACGCAAUCAAUCCCGUCAAUGCUGAUAGCAGACCCAAGGAAUGCCGUCCUUGUGGACAAGUACGCUGCCAUGGUGGUUUAUCUCCAGUCUCUAGGCGUCGACUUAUGCCUUAUAUUUCUACUCUUUAUAUACACUGCCGCAGCAAUCAUUGGCAGUGCAAUGAUCAUCAGAAUCAUUCUGCGUAUUCGAGCGAAAAAACAUGAGUUUUCUGCCAAAACAUAUCGCCUUCACAUCAAUGUGGUCGUUUCUCUGAUCAUGUACUGUGUCAUACUUUUCGUUCAAGUCGGCUUACCCGUUAUGCUUUUUGUUCUGUCAGUAUUUUUUGACCUGUCAUGGAUGACCAGAGUGCCUUAUCUUGAAACUAUGUUAUUCUUUCCCAUUUCUUUAUUCGCCAUGUCUACAAGCAUUAUGUAUUUGGCAGUUAUUCGUCCAUAUCGAGAAUCUGCUAUACGACUUAUCAAUCGGGCUCUGAGCGCAAUAGCUCCUUCGACGUUCAUUAAGAUUCGAGAACGUAGAAAACCUAGCAACUCGUCAAGUUUCACUGUAUCGAACAACUCAUUUGGAAGAGAAGCACUUCAGCUAAAUUCGAAUUACAGUUUGACUUCUGUUAGCUGA
Cooperia oncophora is the source of this 972-nucleotide messenger RNA. Lineage: Eukaryota; Metazoa; Nematoda; Chromadorea; Rhabditida; Trichostrongylidae. The record is from the annotation of a GenBank genome assembly.